This is a messenger RNA of Macrosiphum euphorbiae (potato aphid), 228 nucleotides long. Lineage: Eukaryota; Metazoa; Arthropoda; Insecta; Hemiptera; Aphididae. The record is from the annotation of a GenBank genome assembly.
AUGAACUUCAAGUGCACCGUAGCUGUGUUCCUCCUGAUGGUAGUGUUGAUGUUCGCCACUGACUCCACAAACGGCUUCAGAAAACCACCUUUCAACGGCAGCAUCUUCGGAAAGCGAACCAUUUCUUAUCCGGAGUAUGAAAACCCCGGAAAGACAAUUUACACCAUGUGCGAGAUCGCGUCAGACGCAUGCCAGAAUUGGUUCCCCACAUCCGUAGAGAAGAAGUGA